UGUCUGCAAAGGGGCGGAACGGGAGACAGCCUCGUCUCAGGCGCUCGAUUCCCUCGGCGACAAUAUUGCUCAGAUACCCUUUUAGCACCCUUUUACCACAACCGUCUCACCGAGAAGCCGGAACCUGUCGCCACGGCAACUGCAUCAGCAGCUGACAACUCUCAGAAGCCUAGUUCUGUCUUGCUCACGUCAAACGCCCCAUCCCGGCUCGGCUGGUAG
Molecule: messenger RNA, 219 nt
Organism: Protopolystoma xenopodis
Lineage: Eukaryota; Metazoa; Platyhelminthes; Monogenea; Polystomatidea; Polystomatidae
Source: the annotation of a GenBank genome assembly